Messenger RNA from Plasmodium cynomolgi strain B, 234 nucleotides. RefSeq lists its product as hypothetical. The record is from RefSeq and is a predicted model, not a curated record. Bases 1 to 234 code for a protein of 77 amino acids. NCBI's taxonomy places the organism in Eukaryota, Apicomplexa, Aconoidasida, Haemosporida, Plasmodiidae. The transcript is spliced from 2 exons.
AUGAUUCGCUUUCUUCUAUACGAAUGCGCAAUUGGACAUAACCAACUGAAUGCUAGUGAAAAUAGUCUCCUUAUGUGGGCCAUAGGGAAUAAGCAUUGUGAAGCUGUAAAGGAAAUGCUAUUUUUCGACUACCUUUUAUAUGGAAAAGAAUAUACCACAAUGGAAAGGAAAAAAAAAACGCACUACGGAUACCUGCUAAGUGCCCAUGACGAAAAAAAAAUAAACUCGAUGUAA